AUGAAUACAACGAAUCCAUACGCCCAAGCAGGUUGGCAAACCUGGCCGCCUACUACGCCAGAACCGCCUACGUUCGGCGCCUUACCCUACACUGGCACCGUAUCUUCUCCUAAUUGGAUCUCGAUAGCAUACGAGACGGCGGACGGCGACGUCCUGGACUGCACUCUGCGGACCCCAAGUAACAAAGCGGUAUACGAGGUGGCGACAGAAAUAUUGGACGACGCAAAGACUGCGACUACGUUCUCUCGUAGUGAUGGGCGCCUGUUCGCGAAGAUCGAAUGGAAUGACGACGGUGGUAACUUCGUAGAGAUACAAGGAGUUCUCCCGAGGCGAGACGUACUGCAGUGGGUUCGAUGCCCAAGGGAGGAAAUGAGUGGGACUCGGGUCAUACGAGUAGCCGCUCAUAGCUAUACAUUUGAACGCCACAGGGAAACCAUCUACAUGUACCAUGAUCCCGACCUGAGCCAGAGCGUAGAGCUUCUAGCAAAGUUCUAUCGUGAACAUGACUCCCCUGUGCUUGAUGUCACGCCGAAGAGCAUCACGGAAUUUGAAAGAUUACAUUUUAGUGCUAUCAACGGAUAUGACUGA
Molecule: messenger RNA, 588 nt
Organism: Cyclocybe aegerita
Lineage: Eukaryota; Fungi; Basidiomycota; Agaricomycetes; Agaricales; Hemipholiotaceae
Source: the annotation of a GenBank genome assembly